Molecule: messenger RNA, 2654 nt
Organism: Zophobas morio
Lineage: Eukaryota; Metazoa; Arthropoda; Insecta; Coleoptera; Tenebrionidae
Product: glutathione S-transferase LANCL1-like
Exons: 8
Coding region: 163-1395 (410 amino acids)
Biological process (GO): peptide modification; carbohydrate metabolic process
Cellular component (GO): plasma membrane
Source: RefSeq, a predicted model, not a curated record
UUAGGUAAAAGUAACCGUUUUUAUAUAUUAUUGUUAAAAUUAUGGUCAUUUACGUCUGAACUUGUUGUUUUUCGUUUCAGUAAUUAGUGACACACAAAUUCGGCGAAGUGAAAUUCAAGUAAACUGUUCGCUAGUUUUUCAAAUGACACAGCACUGAUUAUAAUGGAAAAAUGCGAAUGGGGUUUAUUUAAAAGAAAAACCUUAAAUAUGUCGCGAGACAGGUUUUUCGAAAACCCGUUUGAAGACUUCUGUGAAGACACGGCUUGUUGUGUCAUCGACAGUGGACAGAUAAAGUGUGAUUGCAAGGUGGCCUGUAAACUGGAAGAAAAGUGGAAAAAUACUCUGGCGCAAUUCAAACACCUUGAUUUUAAUGACUAUUCUGUGUAUACAGGAACUGCCGGGAUAGCGCUGCUAAAAUUAAAAAAAGAUGAUCAAAGCAAGCAAAAUCUACAGGAGGCAAAAGAGCUUCUAUCUUUGCAUAGAUUGCGGAAGAAGCGACACACGUUUUUGUGUGGGGACACAGGUCCACUGGCUAUAGCUGCAGUGAUUGAUUACAAAUUGGGUAAUAAAACGUACAUGCAGUGUGUACAGAGUAUUAGAGCGAUGGAGGAGGAUGUACUAAAUAUAAACUCUGAUUUAGCCAAUGAGUAUUUGUAUGGACGCGCCGGGUAUUUGUUUGCGGUUUUGUAUGUAAACAAACACAUUUCGCCCCCGCCUUUUGAUGAAAACUUUGUCAGAAAAAUCAUUGAAAGUAUUCUUAUUUGUGGAAAAAACGAGGCGAAAGCGGGCAAUUUUAAAUGUCCUUUGAUGUACCAGUGGCAUGAAAGUUAUUAUUUGGGUGCAGCGCACGGGUUGGCCGGGAUUUUGUAUCUACUUUUACAGGCUAAAGAAUAUCUUACAGAAACUGAGCUUAACACUGUUAUCAAACCUACUAUUGACUAUUUGGAUGGUAUGAGGUUCCCAAGUGGAAAUUUUCCUUCUUCUAUUGGCAGAGAACAAGAUAAAUAUGUACAGUGGUGUCACGGGGCGCCCGGUUUCUUGUACUUGUUUAGCACAGCUUACAAAGUUUUUGGCAACCCUAAAUAUUUACAAAUAGCCUUAGAUUGUGGAGAAGUCAUUUGGGCUAGAGGUCUUUUGAGAAAAGGGUACAGCAUUUGUCAUGGGGUUGCAGGAAACGCCUACUGCUUUUUGGAGCUGUAUCAAACUACUCAAGACGAGAAGCACCUGUAUAGAGCGAUCAAGUUUGCAGAGUGGUGUUUUGAUCAUAAUCAGUCUCGCGUCGAACAUACUCCUGAUCGGCCGCUUUCAUUAUUUGAAGGGGUGUCGGGUCCUAUGUAUCUCUUCCUUGAUCUUCAGCAGCCUAUGGAAGCUAAAUUUCCGGGGUAUACUUUGUAAUGUUGCCAUUCCGCUGAAAAAGGAAAAAUUAAAAUGCGAGUAAAUAAAAUAUCCACUUUAUUACAAUAAAUCAUUCAACUAAUACUUUUAACAUCUAAUAAUAAUCUUAUGUACAAUUUGUUACCUACCAAAAUAGCAAACAAGAAUUUAUAUGGAAUAACAAUGCAGACUACUUACAUUCCAUACUGUCUGUAAAUAACAAGGCAUCAUUAUUUAACCAGCAAGGAAAACAAAUGGGUCAAAGGAAACAAUAGAUCCAUAAAGUUACUUUGGGUGCAAAAGUACUUAAGAUAUUUCCAUUCGAUAUGUAAAAAUAUAUUACAUACAUACAUUUAUGUACACUCAGUAAGCCUAAUAGACCAUUAAUUUUUCCAUUUUUUUUAUAUUAAAUAUUUUGUAACAUUACCACGAAAAUAGCUGAAGGGACUGAUGGCACAUAAACUGAAUUGUAAUGUUACCAAAUAUUAGUUUUAUUUAAAUUAAAUCUAAGAAGGCACUCCAUCAGGUCUGGACAAUUGAAAAUAAAUAGUUUAUACAACAGUUGUUUGUUACCAAUAUUUACAUCGGCUCUUAUAAAAUAUAUUAAUUGUUUCACAAGCCUUUUCUGUCCAAUAUUAUGAUACAUAAUAUACAAUGUUGUAUUCAACUGGAGCACGUACGAAAUAAACUUUCAAUUAAAAAUAACAAUUUCGAUAUUUACACUAUUUAACCUAGAUGUACAGAUCAUAAGUAAAAUGCAAUUUAAGAUAUCUCAUAUCAUUUUAAACAUUAGUCCAACGUUCUAUUUUAAAACUUUUGAAUCUUUGGUCAACUAAAUCCUGAAAAUUUGACACCAUACCCAGGUAACGCUUAAACCAAGCUAUGAAGAAAAAAUCGAGCAUGUGCACAAUUAAACAAAAAUUUGACAUUGCACUAUUCUUGUAGUUACAUACUGAUCAACCUUUAUUAGCAUAAAGCUAUACUACUCGGCCAGUUUCCCUUGGUAAAAUAGUCCUUCACCACUGUAAAAACAAAACACCAACCUCAUUCUGUUUUCUGUUGGCAAUAAAGUUCUUUUAACGAUUUUAGUUCGUCUAUUAGCGCUUUGUUUUGAUUUUCCAACACCGCCACCCUAUUUUCUAGGCACUUUAUAUACUCUUUCUUUUUUCUUCGACACUCUCGCGCCGCUUCCCUGUUUUUUAGUAGCCUCAUCUCGCGCUUCCUGUCCUGGUCCUCUCCGUUACCGCUGCCGAUGUUGCCCCCUUGUGCUACUACUGUAA